Molecule: messenger RNA, 303 nt
Organism: Cynocephalus volans (Philippine flying lemur)
Lineage: Eukaryota; Metazoa; Chordata; Mammalia; Dermoptera; Cynocephalidae
Gene: SCGB3A1
Product: secretoglobin family 3A member 1
Exons: 3
Coding region: 1-303 (100 amino acids)
Biological process (GO): positive regulation of myoblast fusion
Source: RefSeq, a predicted model, not a curated record
AUGAAGCUCGCUGCCGCCCUCCUGGUGCUCUGCGUGGUCCUGCUCAGUGACUCGACUGCUGCUUUCCUGGUGGACUCAGUGGCCAAGCCUGUGGCCCAACCUGCAGCUGCACUGGAGUCUGCCGUGGGGGCCAUGGCCAACCCCCUUUUCAACCAGCUCAAUCCCCUGAAGUUCAUGCUGACUAGCCUGGGGAUCCCCGUAGAGCACCUCAUAGAGGGCUCCAGGAAGUGUGUGACUGAUCUGGGCCCUGAGGCCAUGGGGGCCAUGAAGAGUCUCCUGGAGGCCCUGACACUCUUUGGCUGA